Paraphaeosphaeria sporulosa is the source of this 849-nucleotide messenger RNA. Its product is annotated as alpha/beta-hydrolase. The record is from RefSeq and is a predicted model, not a curated record. Gene Ontology annotation, molecular function: peptidase activity. NCBI's taxonomy places the organism in Eukaryota, Fungi, Ascomycota, Dothideomycetes, Pleosporales, Didymosphaeriaceae. Gene Ontology annotation, biological process: proteolysis. The transcript has 4 exons. The coding region runs from base 1 to 849 and encodes 282 amino acids.
AUGGUUGAAUACGUGCAGAUCAACGGAGCGAAACUUGCGUAUGUGAUCUCGAGCACCGACGCAAGCAAGCCUUUAUUCAUAACGCUUCAUGGUGGUCGGGGUUUCGGAAGCCACGAAAGUGACUACAUAGCAUAUUCACCCUUGGCGAACAAGUACAGAAUCUUGUCUUUCGACUACCGUGGGCAUGGAAGCAGUUCUAGCACCAAGCCAUACACGUUCCACCAGUUGGUAGAGGACAUAGAGGGCAUGCGCCAGCAUUUUACUGGCAAUAUCGAUGAAUUCGUGCUGUGCGGGGGUAGCUUUGGCGGCUAUUUGGCGCAGCAGUACGCAAUCACGUACCCGCAUCACAUCUCACAUUUGAUCCUUCGCGGUACUGCACCCUCACAUCAUCACGAGGGAGAAGCUAUCAAAGUGCUCGAGAAGCGUCUCCACAAAGCUCCGAGUCUCUCAGUGAACCAACUGAAGAACAAGAUCUUCGGGCGAUUCGAAAGCGAUGAAGAAUUUCGGCUAGUUAUGCAUGCUGCAGCACCUCUGUACAGCGAGACGUUCGAUGCGGAUGCAGCCUUGUCGAAUACGUUGAGGACAAUGUACUUUGCAGAGUCGCAUAACGAUCUGUACUCGGAACGGGAGAAGUACUUCGACUAUCGCGCAGAUCUGAAACAUAUUGUAGCGAGAACGUUGAUCAUUGUCGGUGAUCAAGACUGGAUAUGUCCACCAAAACAAUCGGAGAUUAUAGCGUCUCACAUUCCUGGUUCCCGCUUGGAAAUAUUUCGAGGCGCAAACCAUAGCGUGCAUCAUGAAAAGAAUGAAGAAGUCAUACGGCUGAUACAAGACUGGGUGGAAGAGUAG